GCCUGACUCACAACAACCAAUGUCGAAUCGCCAGCGCAAGAUCAUGGAGCGUCAGGCUGAGCGUAAUAGAGAGAUGGCUGCCUUAAAACAAGCCCAAACUAGAACACCUUUUCGUGAAGCAGAACUUCAGUUUCUUUCACGUCAUCCGCCACCAGACUACUCCAAAGCUCUGAACUUUCGACAACCAGCUGAAAUCUUGCUUCAAGAUAAUAAGAUCAAGCGAGUGCUGCUUAAAAAGCAGAUGGGCCAAUAUUCAAAUUUGUUUGGCGUCAAGGAAGAUCAAAGUAUGGAUGCAGAUUCAUUGGAAUAUGCAUAUCUUCACGAUGAUCAUCCAGGUCUAAUCUACAUACCAAAUGUAUUUACACCUUCAGCCCAAAGAAAACUCAUCAAAUCGUGCCUCAAGGAAUAUUCGAGACACCCCAAUAAGAGCAAUCUCGACACACAUUAUUUAGUGCCUAAUAGUGGACUGUGGGACCUCCACGAGGAUGUUUACACAGGAAAGCGAUCCCUCAACGACCAUUAUGUAUAUGUUCAGCGUAAGGCAACCACAGAUGAGCAUGCUAGCGGCUAUGGAUCCGAGGAUGACAAUGUUGAUAGUGCUGAUAAUAAUGGGAGCAGAGCUGGAGUAGCAGAUCAAAAUGAAAACGAAAAUAAAAAUAGGAACAGAGACAGAAAUGGCCAAGGAAGUGAAUGUGAAGACCCUCAAUCUGGCAACAAAAGUAACAUUAACAACAUCAACAAUAGUAAUGAUCAAGUAGAGAAGCUCAAUGAUAUUCAACAUUUCAAGUCUAGAGGCAAAACUAAAUCAAAACAAUCUCAACCUUCUGUCCGAACAUUGGUCCCUAUCAUCGAUGGAACCCCCUCAGUUCCAGAAGACAUGACAAAGGAUGAUCCAGAACCAUCUGCACAAGUGCCUAUAUUGCCACCAGGCCAGCUCGUCCGAAAGAUGCGCUGGGUUACUUUGGGCUAUCAGUACCACUGGCCUUCUAAAACUUACCAUUUUGAUCAGAGUGCUCCCUUCCCAUCUGAACUUUGUACUCUAUCCAAAGCAGUGGUUGAAGCUAUCGAUGGGGUUAGCCCUUAUCCAUAUAGCGCGACCGAUUUUGUGGCAGAGGCUGGUGUGAUCAAUUACUAUCAACUCAAAGACCGUUUAAUGGGACAUGUUGACCGUAGUGAGUUAAACAAGGAUGCGCCUCUUGUGUCAUUUAGUUUUGGGCACUCUUGUAUAUAUCUGCUUGGUGGGCCUACACGUGAAAGGUUCCCUACACCAAUUCUUCUCCAGAGUGGAGAUAUACUUGUAAUGACUGGACCAUGCCGAUCUGCAUUUCAUGGUGUACCCAGGAUCAUCGAAAACACCCUUCCACAAUAUCUCCAGUCUCGUAUUGAUGAUCCGGACUGGGAUAUUUAUGCUGAAUAUCUUGCGGAAGCACGUAUCAAUCUCAACAUCCGCCAAGUAUACCCACCUAAGCGAUCAGAAGAGACAUUUCCACCAUCUAUCUUAUAAUUUGAGCCUAACGAGUCUUUCAAAUCCUCACUUGUUAUUGUAUUGUAAAAUAUAUUACAUAGUCAGAUCAAUAUCUCUUGAUGCAGAAACUAUUACAAGUAC
Messenger RNA from Lobosporangium transversale, 1606 nucleotides. RefSeq lists its product as hypothetical. Bases 20 to 1504 code for a protein of 494 amino acids. Lineage: Eukaryota; Fungi; Mortierellomycota; Mortierellomycetes; Mortierellales; Mortierellaceae. Gene Ontology annotation, cellular component: nucleus; cytoplasm. The transcript has 4 exons. The record is from RefSeq and is a predicted model, not a curated record.